GGAAUGCUGGGCGACAGCUAAAGCGCGACAACCUCACCUUCAAAGCUUUUCAGCAAGGCCGCUGGGGAAGCCACGGUGCCGCGCAGGCGCCGACCUCCCCUUCCGGUUGCUGAAAUUCCCAGAAGGCUCUGCAGUGUCCCAGGGCCGCGGAAGCCAGGCUCCAGCUCGCGGGCGUCGGAGGGCUCAGCGCUGCGCCGCGCUGCAUUAUGGAACACAGAGUUUAGUAGAAAACUCGGGAGGGAACGCACUCCCGACCGAGCUUGCGUUUACCUUGUGCCGGGGGUGGGGCAAGGAAGAGCCGCUCCAGGUUUCGUCAUAAAACCGCGACCCGACAGGCGGCGCCAUCUUCGAACUUGGACUUCCGGAAGGACUUUGGCGCGGAUCCUGUAGUUUUUGUGUUUGCUGAAAAUUUUCUUCUGUUUUCUGGAAUAGUUCUUUUGAAAGGGGCUUGUGUAGCCCAGGCUAAUCUCAAAAUCAAAGCACCUCUCCUGCCUCGGCUUCCAGGGAGCUGGGGUUACAGGUGUGCACUACUAUGUUCAGCUCCUUGUUUGUCUUGUCAUUUACUAGUUCCCAAAACAAUGCUUAACAUAAUAGUUGUAUGUUGGGGGUGCAUUUGUUUGUUGAGGGGGCACACAUGAGAAUGUGGAAGUCAGAAUACAACUUGGACACGUUGGUUUUCUCCUUACAGCUUGCCAUGUGGAUGGGGGAUUGAACUCAAGGCAUCUACUAAGUCAUCUUACCACCCCAGUAGUUAUUUGAAUGAGUGAAUGAUCGAUCCGGAUGCUUGGUUCUGGUUGUGGGAUGAAGGGAAGGGAAAAAUCUGAGCCCCUACAAAUAUCUUCAGUGUUCCACUCAUUGUUGUAUCUCUGUAUGCAGGGCAGCCAUUUUGGGGGGUGCUGAUGGAUACCUGCGGGGUCGGCUAUGUUGCCCUGGGGGAGGCCGACCCCGUGGGAAACAUGAUUGUGGUAGACUCUCCUGGACAUGAAGAACUAAACCAGCUGGAUGUCAAGGCCUCCUCAGAAACAUCCAGUGUGGAGACUUCCAUCGAGAUGUCACUGCCUACUCCUUUGCCUGAGUUUGAGGAUUCUUCUGACAAGAGGCUUCCUCCAGAGCAGGAAAGCCUCACCAGGUUGGAACAGCAAGAUCUUUCUUCAGAGAUGUCAAAGGUCUCAAACCCUAGGGCUUCAAAGCCUUCCGGGAGGAGAGGUGGUAGGACACCAAGAGGCCCUAAAAGGCCUCAGCAGCGUAAACCUCCAUCCACCCCUCUGGUUCCUGGUCUCUUAGAUCAGUCCAACCCUCUGUCUACCCCCAUGCCUAAGAAACGAAGUCAAAAGUCCAAGGGAGACCUGCUACUUCUGAAGUUGUCCAAAGGCCUAGAUCAGCCAGAGUCUCCACAUCCAAAGAGGCCCCCUGAGGACUUUGAGACCCCUUCUGGGGAACGACCCCGUCGAAGGGCUGCCCAAGUGGUGUCGCGGCCUAACCCAGGUUGGCCUCGAACUUGCGAUCCUCCCACCUCAGCCUCUCGAGUGCUGGGAUUGCAGGCGUGCGCCACCACACCUGGCUCUCCAUCACAUUUUUCACAGACUUCCCCCAGGGCACUUCUGUACCUUCAGGAACUGGCUGAAGAGCUCUCAACAGCCCUGCCUGCUCCGCUGUCAGGUCCUAAGAGUCCCAAGGUGAGCAGCCCUACCAAGCCGAAGAAGACCCGGCAAGCAACCUCUCAGGGUGAUGAAGAUGGCAGCGCUCGGGAUGAAGACUUUGUUCUUCAGGUCGAGGGUGAAGAUGAGGAAGAAAGUGAGGCCCCAAGUGAGAACUCAUCUGAUCCUGAGCCUGUUGCACCCCGAAGCACCCCACGAGGACCCACUGCAGGGAAGCAGAAACCACACUGCCGGGGCAUGGCUCCCAACGGCUUACCCAAUUAUAUCAUGGCUCCUGUUUGGAAGUGCCUGCACCUCACCAAGGACCUCCGAGAACAGCAGCAUUCAUUCUGGGAGUUUGCUGAAUGGAUUCCAGUAGCCUGGAAGUGGCAGCUGUUAUCGGAACUUGAAGCAGCUCCUUACCUGCCACAGGAGGAGAAGUCCCCCCUGUUCUCGGUACACCGCGAAGGAAUUCCUGAGGAUGGCACAAUCUACAGAAUAAACAGAUUUAGCUCGAUCACAGCACACCCAGAGCGCUGGGAUGUGUCCUUCUUCACAGGAGGACCACUCUGGGCUCUGGACUGGUGCCCCGUGCCUGAAGGGUCAGCAGCCUCACAGUAUGUGGCCCUUUUCUCCAGCCCAGACAUGAAUGAGACACACCCACUGAGCCAGCUUCAUUCAGGCCCUGGGCUGCUGCAGCUCUGGGGCCUUGGGACAUUGCAGCAAGAAAGCUGUCCUGGCAACAGGGCCCACUUUGUCUAUGGGAUUGCCUGUGACAGUGGAUGUAUCUGGGACCUCAAAUUCUGCCCCAGUGGGGCAUGGGAACAUCCAGAAACCCCUCGGAAGGCUCCUCUUCUGCCUCGGCUGGGUCUUUUAGCCCUGGCCUGCUCAGAUGGGAAGGUAUUGCUGUUCAGUCUGCCGCAUCCUGAGGCCCUCCUGGCUCAGCAGCCUCCAGAUGCUAUGAAGCCUGCCAUCUACAAGGUACAGUGUUUGGCAACCCUUCAGGUGGGGUCUGUGCAAGCUUCAGACCCCUCUGAGUGUGGUCAGUGCCUUAGCCUGGCUUGGAUGCCUACCAGGCCCCACCACCACCUGGCUGCAGGAUACUAUAAUGGCAUGGUGGUUUUCUGGAAUCUUCCCACUAAUUCACCCCUCCAACGGAUACGUCUCUCUGAUGGCUCCUUAAAGCUGUACCCCUUCCAGUGUUUCCUAGCCCAUGACCAGGCUGUCCGUACAAUUCAGUGGUGCAAAGCCAACAGUCAUUUCCUGGUUUCUGCGGGGAGUGACCGGAAAAUCAAAUUCUGGGAUCUUCGGCGACCUUAUGAACCAAUAAACUGUAUCAAGCGCUUCUUGAGUACAGAGCUUUCCUGGCUGCUCCCCUACAAUGGUGUCACCGUGGCUCAGGACAACUGCUAUGCCUCUUACGGACUCUGUGGAAUUCAUUACAUCGAUGCUGGUUACCUUGGUUUUAAGGCCUACUUUACUGCUCCACGAAAAGGCACCGUCUGGAGUCUUUCAGGUUCAGACUGGCUCGGGACAGUAGCUGCAGGAGAUAUAUCUGGGGAGCUCAUUGCAGCUAUUUUACCUGACAUGGCAUCAAACCCAAUUAAUGUCAAGAAACCUGCAGAAAGAAGAUUUCCUAUCUAUAAAGCAGAUCUGAUAGCAUACCAGGACAGCCCUGAAGACCAAGAUUCCUCGGCCACCUCUGAGACCCCCAAUCCUCCCAAAGCGAGAACGUAUACUGAGACCAUCAAUCACCACUACCUACUCUUUCAGGAUACAGAUCUGAGUUCCUUCCACAAUCUACUCCGUAGAGAACCGAUGCUGCGCAUGCAGGAAGGAGAGGGGCAUUCUCAGCUUUGCUUGGAUAGGCUGCAACUUGAAGCUAUUCACAAGGUACGUUUCAGCCCAAACCUGGACUCCUAUGGAUGGCUGGUAUCUGGGGGGCAGUCAGGGCUGGUUCGGAUCCAUUUUGUCCGUGGACUCACUUCCCCGCUGGCCCACCGUGUACAGCUUGAAAGCCGAGCCCACUUCAAUGCUAUGUUCCAAACCUCCUUUUCAACUGAAGGGCCUGGUUUCUCUCCAACCAGCCAUUGCCUUCCCCCCAAUCCCUAGUCUGGUCCACACAGAACCUCUUGGAUUGAAGUCUGCCAAGAACAAAUGGCCCCCAUGCACAGAGCAUAGGACCUGGGCCCUUCCUGGACAGUGAUGGUGCCAGGCCUAGAUCUUUAGGCCUACCUGCCCAGAACUCCUUAAAUCCCUCUCCUUCCACAGACUUCUAUGGUCACAGCUCCCUGCAGGUAGGGGGGCUCCCCCUCUACAACAAUUCCUAUGCCUAAAACCGUGGCUCACAAGAAACACUCAGGCCUGACCUAGGCUUGGGAGUCAAAUUGCUCAUAUUGAGCAUAUUGUGAAGGAGGUAAAGCUAAGUAAAGGUACUGGGUGUUUUUGAGACCACUUGUGAGUGGGUGUUUGGAGAGUCGGAAAGGAUCUUCAUGAAGGCUCCUGUCGAAUUCCAGGAUUUGAUGUUAUUGCCUUCCAAUCUUCCUUCCUCUUUAGAAUAACCAACACACAGGCCCAGUGGGUGACAGUAAUUUAUUGGACUGAAGCUGCUUGUUAUACUUUAACUGAGGAACAUCCUAAACUCCCUAUCAGGACAGCGGCCAGCUCCUAGUUGCUCCUGCUUAUGAAAUAUCCCAAUCAUCGGUCAUUUGACACUACUUGAACACUCCUAAAUAGUAGUGUUUUUAAAAUUUUUGAAGCUGGGUAUAAUGGUGCACACCUGUAAUCCCAGCACUUGGGAGGCCGAGGCAGGAGGAUCAUAAUUUUGUAUUCAGUCUGGGCUAUCUCAUAAAACCAAAAAGUAAGAAAAAAAAUCUUCCUUUAUAUCAAGUCAAGAGUAUACCUCUAUUAAUUUUACUAAUGGUCAUUAGGAGAUGUAGUCAUUCCCUGUGAGUGCCCUUUUCAGUACUUAACAGUAGCUAUCAUGUGUUUCUCAAGUCAUUUUUUCUCUAGAUUAAAUAUCUUUAGUUAUUUCAA
Molecule: messenger RNA, 4673 nt
Organism: Chionomys nivalis (European snow vole)
Lineage: Eukaryota; Metazoa; Chordata; Mammalia; Rodentia; Cricetidae
Gene: Gtf3c2
Product: general transcription factor IIIC subunit 2
Exons: 21
Coding region: 900-3749 (949 amino acids)
Biological process (GO): transcription by RNA polymerase III
Cellular component (GO): transcription factor TFIIIC complex
Molecular function (GO): protein binding
Source: RefSeq, a predicted model, not a curated record